Prunus armeniaca (apricot) is the source of this 2418-nucleotide messenger RNA. NCBI's taxonomy places the organism in Eukaryota, Viridiplantae, Streptophyta, Magnoliopsida, Rosales, Rosaceae. The record is from the annotation of a GenBank genome assembly.
AUGACAUCUCAGAAUAGGACGACUAAGAUCCCACAGAAAGUCAUGCGUUAUCUGCCCUUGAAACCUAGGCUACAGCGAUUGUAUAUGUCGACUCAUACUGCCACAGACAUGAGAUGGCAUAAGGAGAAACGGGUAGACAACGAUGUGAUGCGGCAUCCUGCAGAUGGGGAAGCAUGGAAAGAGUUCGAUCGAACGUUGCCCGACUUUGCUGUUGAUCCUCGAAAUGUUAGAUUGGGACUUGCCACUGACGGAUUCAAUCCGUACGGGGUUCUAAACCAACACCACAGCACUUGGCCGAUUUUUGUAUUUCCAUAUAAUUUGCCGCCUUGGAAAUGCAUGAAAAAAGAGUACAUGAUGAUGACUAUUUUGAUAACUGAGGAUCCUGGCAGGUCAAUCGAUGUUUACUUACGGCCGUUGGUUGAUGAGCUCAAAGAUUUAUGGACAAACGGUGUGUGCACGUACGAUAAAGCCACUAGGAAGAUGUUCACUUUGCGGGCAGCAGUGAUGUGGACUGUAAAUGAUUUUCCCGCAUAUGCAAUGGUUUCUAGGUGGAGCACAAAGGGUUAUAUGGCAUGCCCUGUAUGCAAGGAAAGUGUAACUUCUGGUUGGAACGCGGGAAAAGUUUGUUAUCUUGGUCAUCGAAGAUGGUUGUCAUGGGACCACGAGUGGUGGGAAAAGGAUAAAGGGUUUGACGGGAACACAGAGCAUCGCCUCAGACCUAGAGAAUGGUCCGGUGAUGAGAUCUUGGAACAGCUAAACCGUUUGGAUUUUUCUCCGUUCGGGAAAACAGUUACUCGGACCAGACCUUCUACACAUUUGAACUGGACGCACAAGUCUAUGUUUUUUGAGCUCCCAUAUUGGUCGAAACUAAAAUUGAGGCACAAUCUUGACGUUAUGCAUGUUGAGAAAAAUGUCUUUAACACAUUGCUGGGCACGAUUCUAGAUAUCAAGGGUAAGACAAAGGACACGAUCAAAGCUCGUCUUGAUUUGGAAAUAAUGGGCAUACGAAGAGGUUUAUGGAUGAACAUGGACGGUGAUAAAGCUAGAAGGGAUCUGGCAUUUUUUGCCAUGAAACCGAAUGACAAAAAAGAUUUUAUACAAUUUGUAUCGUCGGUAAAGUUUCCCGAUGGGUAUGCUUCUAAUAUUGCGCGUUGCGUGAAUGUUGACGGGGGUAAAUUUACUGGACUGAAGAGCCAUGACUGCCAUGUGUUUAUGCAACGCCUACUUCCUGUGGGUAUUCGACACCUUUUGCCAGAAGAUGUAGUGAAACCAAUCAUGUUGUUGUCCAGAUUUUUUUCCCAACUGACGGCAAAAACAUUGCGAAAGACAGACAUUAAUCAGUUGCGCCAUGACAUUGUCCAAGUCCUAUGCAAGUUCGAGAUGAUAUUCCCUCCAGCUUUCUUCACAAGUAUGAUCCACGUGAUGGUUCAUUUGCCAGAAGAGGCAUUACUCGCUGGUCCUGUAAACUAUGGCUGGAUGUAUCCAAUAGAAAUGCUUCUCGGAGAGUUGAAAAAAACUGUACGCAACAGGGCGAAACCCGAAGGAUCAAUUAUAGAGGCUUGGUUUCAAUAUGAGUCGCUUACUUUCUGUGGAAUGUAUUUAAAAGAUGUGGACACGGCUUUCAAUUGUCCUCAACGCAAUAAUGACGCAGGUCUGAGAAAUGAGAAACUUUAUGUUUUCGCCCAAAGCGCACGACCCUUUGGAGAUCCGGUACGAGGAGAGUCGUUUUCCAGAAAUGACAUGGAGGUAGCGCAUUGGUUCAUACUUAACAAUUGUGAUGAGAUAAUGUCAUACUUAGAUGAGCAUGAAGAGAUGAUGAAGCGAGAACAUCUAUCACAUUUGUAUGCCAAGAAACACCGUGAUUUGUUUCCAAAAUGGUUUUUGGAAUAUGUGAAUAAGUUGAAAUCAUCGAAUUCACCCUCUUACAGUGAAGAGUUAUAUAACUUGGCGUUCGGCCCGAUUCGCACUGAAUUAUUCUCGGGUUGCCAUGUUAAUGGUGUAAAGUUUUUGGGGACUGCAAGAGAUGACAAGUUGUGUACGCAAAACAGCGGUGUCCAUGUUCCAGGUGGUGGCGAAAGUACUGACAUUGAUUUCUAUGGCAAACUCACAACUGUCGUGCAAUUGCUUUACAAAGACCGAUACCAAGUGAUCAUGUUUAAGUGUCGAUGGUUUGAUACAAACCCAAAUAGACAGGGAAGUGUUAAAAUAGAACACGGCUUACUAUCAGUGAACAUUAACAGAACUUGGUAUGAUGACGACCCUUACGUUUUGGCAAACAUGGCAAGACAGAUUGUGUAUCUAGAUGACCUUAAAGCCGGAAGCGGUUGGAAGGUUGCUCAGCAGAUGGAUCAGAGGAACGUGUAUGCUAUACCAAAACUAGACCCAACUGACAACGACGUCGACAACGUCACUGACUAA